Molecule: messenger RNA, 3453 nt
Organism: Drosophila kikkawai
Lineage: Eukaryota; Metazoa; Arthropoda; Insecta; Diptera; Drosophilidae
Molecular function (GO): microtubule binding; beta-tubulin binding
Source: RefSeq, a predicted model, not a curated record
CAAACAAAACACAUCUACAUACAAACACAUCUACACUUGUUAAAAAUAAAAAAUAAAUAAUAAAAUAUAAAAAAAUGGUAAAAACAAAAUUGAAAAACGAAGAACAUUUAUUGGACUUCCUAACUGAGGAAGAAAGUUUGGCCCGUGAACAAAGACACUUUCAGCGCCUGCACGACGUCCGCAUCAGCGUGGCGUUUAUCCGCCAUGCCUUUAAGAAGUACGAGAAGCUGAAGGCGGAGGAGCUGGAGUUGGAAAAGUGGGACGAUUAUCUAGCCUGCGAUGGGAUGCCACGUCCUGAUCUUCCCAGUGAGAUACGACAGUUUUUGAUGAAGCUGCGGCAUGAAGAGCAUAUGGCGGCCACCGAUGACAUUAGCUGGGUGCUGCUAGUCAACGAGCGAAGCAUCCUGUCGCAUGCCCCCGACAGACAGGACUUGACCCGCCGGAACUUGGAUGUAACUGCAAGGCCCAAUAUCGGCAAGUUCUACGACAAGACGGUGCAGGGAAUCCUUCAAACCCACAAGCGUGUGGAACGAGUCCUUCGAAACGAGACAGAGCUUCUUGACAUGCCGACCCUGAGAGCUUUUGAGCUGACAAAGAUACCCGGGGAACUGCUCAAGGAAGUUGAGACUUUCUUUGACAAGCUCGCCUACCGUGUCAUCUGCGCUCCCGAAGCCUAUAUGAUGAAUAAAGACAGUAUGUUGUCCUACUAUUGCUACAAUUGCAGCCACUUCAAUUUCCAGAUAUGGGGCCUGCAGGAUGUUCCCAUUCGCUUUCAGUAUCUGCGACUGCCUUUAAUGUAUUCCGAUCUAAAAUGCAUCAAAGCGACCCUACAGUUGCCACUCAGUGUGCUUAGCGACAAUUUGACCCUGCGGUGUGUGCACACCUUCUUCGAUCCCUUCUCUCACCUGGCUAAGAGCGUCACCCUAAAUUUCGAUGCCGAAACGAGUCCCAGUUGUGGCAUCUUGGAAAUGGAGGACAGCUUGAUAAGCGAGUGGGAGACCCAGAUGGAUAUACGCGAUGAUUUGAUAAUGAAGAUGGAGGAGCAGAUGGAGGCCUACAACGUUGCCAAGGCCGCUAUAGAAGCAGCAUUAGCAGCGAAGCAAAAGAAGCAAGGAGACAAUGCGAAGGGACCUUCAGUGCCAAAAGCUCCAAAGAUGCCGCUGGCAAUACCCGAGGGCAAGUUACCCGAUCCCUACCCGUUGUUCCUCAAGCAGACAAGGCAAGAAUGCAACGAUUUCUUCAAUGAGAACUUUCAUCCCGACAACAUCAAUCUGCAGCAAUAUGAGGUCAACAUGCGGCGUUACAUGAUUGUGGGUGGAGUUUUUUCGAUGGUCUUUAUGCGGAAGCCGCGACACACCGCAUUCGAGAAGCUCAAUCUGACGCUGCACGAGGAUGGUCGCGUAUUACAAGUGGUUCUGGACCAACUCAAUCGCAGCAGAGAUUCCUCCUCGUCUGACCUUUUCGGGUUGGAGCGGGGGCCCACUCGCCCGAACAUCGACAUGGAAGCUACUGACUCCGAUCUCAAGCUGCACUUGGAGCCGGAUGAGCUGCCAUUUUACUUUAUCACUUUCACGAUACCGGAUAACUUGUGCCUGUGGGCUGAUCCUUUGGUUUGUCAUUUUAUCGAGGAGGAGAUCGAGGGACCUACGGUUGAAGAGGAUGUCCUGUUGGAGGAUUUGGACAAGAAGAACAAGAAGAAGCGCCGGAAGACGUUGGAGGCCAUGAAGGUGAAGGAUGCGGGGAGAAAGUCGAGUAGUAUGAGAUCGACUGACGAUGCAAUAAAUAUCAAAGAACCUCGGAAUCUAACCUCGGUCAACAUUUAUAGAGCAAGCGCGCUCGACAUGGUUCGGAAAAGCUACAAUGAAAGUGAAAAUGUAAACAAUGAAGCGCUGCAAGACUUUGUGCCAAAUAUGGAAGCUAACAAUCGGACAAGGGCUUCCCUGGUUAAGACGAUUUGCAUGCCGCGGAUUAUAUCCUCGUUCAAGUUUCCGAAGGAGUUUAAGGAGACCCCGCUAGACGAGCAACCCACCCAAAGAGCUAGUGGGCAUCUCUCGCGGCGAAGAGUGGUGGAAAAUGUCAUCGCCGAUGAGAUCACAGAGUUCGUUCCCAACUACGAAGAUCAGGCUGAUCCCGAGCGACUUUUUCCUAUAUUUCCCGAGACAAUGGAUUCACACAAAAUGAAGCAAUACGAGUUCGCUGCUAAGCAGGCAGAGGACCCCAGCCUUCCCUGUGACACCGUAUACGAAUUGAUACAAACCCUGGAUGAGAUCAAAGAAAAGUACGAGGACGGUCCCAGGAAACUGGCGGAACAGACGGCGAUACAGGCCGUGAGAAUGUCCAAACGGCAUAUAGCGGAAUUCAUUCCGACUAGAGGUGCUUACAAGAGUAGAGCCUCCAUGCGCAGAUCAGGCAGUGUAUAUGGGGAGAUCGUGGAACGGGAAAUCGAAAGUGACAGCCGCGGAGAGUCCGAUAGCGAUGUCAACGCCUUUACACAUACGGUAAAACUGAAGAAGAAGACUGAAGCUCGUCCCUCCGAAAUUUCUCGCCUUGAAUCCAACAAAGUUAUCCACUGGACCACCGAGUAUAUCCUGGAGUCAAACUUUGACAGGAAUAGCAAGAUCCUGACCGUGAAGACGGACCGCCUGGGUAACUUUGGGUUCGCCUAUCCGCGCUAUAACCACUUUCCAUUCCGACACUGGCACCUGGAGGCGAACGAGGAGAAUCCUGAUGAGCUCACCUUCACCUUGGAUACCCAAUAUGUGCGUGUGGUCUUCAUUGUUAGCAAGGAUGGGAUCCGAGGAUAUGCGACUGAUGUGCCCAAGGUGUACGUCGCUAAGCCGGUGAAGUAUAUGAAUUUCGAGAAGCCCGUAGGAGAUUUCGUCGAGCUGCGCAAGCUCUUUCAGGACAACAACCUGAAUGUGUUUCCGGAGCUGGACGCAUUCUUCUACAUCGACCAGGGCUACUUUUCUGAAAAGCAUUUGGCGGCGGAAGUGCACAUCUACGACGCGAUGGCCGUGCACUGCAAGCAGCUGAAGUUCAAACACAAUGACUGGAACCGUUUGGCCACGGAUAGGGAUAUCGUGCUCUGUCUGCGCAGCAACAACGCUUUGGACAACGUCGAUGUCACAGUUCGGGUCACACCGGAGAAUGCAACCUUCGUGGAGGUUUCAGAGUUGUGCUCCGAAAACCUUGAUGCCUUCCAGCUGCACUACAAGCGCACUUGGCGUAAUAUUGGGAUCUAUACGGAUCUGCACCAGCUUAUCAACUCCAUGAAUCCGAACGCAACGGACACUCGAAACCGGGACUCAGGGCAGAUGUUUUACCUCCGCAAGCUUCUCCAGGAAAUCCGACCUCUGAGCUUCUCCUAGUCUAGACGCAUCUUAAAUUGUAACACCCAAACAAAACAGACACAGACAACUGCGUACACUUUUGAAUUAACUGCAAUUAAAACCA